Molecule: messenger RNA, 1082 nt
Organism: Cuscuta campestris
Lineage: Eukaryota; Viridiplantae; Streptophyta; Magnoliopsida; Solanales; Convolvulaceae
Source: the annotation of a GenBank genome assembly
GUUAUACCACCUGAACUACAGUAUACAUCCAUACAGCUUGUAAAAGUUUCCGAGCUCUAUAGAUUUGGAGCCCGACGAAAUCUCAUCUUCUACGGUCGAUCUCCCGCCGGACUUUGAUCCUCUGAUCAUUUCAAGAAUGAGCCAGGUUUUCCAAGGAUAUGAGCGGCAAUACUGCGAGCUUUCUUCUAACUUGUCUAAGAAGUGCACCACAGCUAGUGGUCUCGAUGGAGAACAAAAGAAGCAGAAAAUUUCAGAAGUGAGAUCUGAUCUGGAAGAUGCUGAAGCUUUGAUUCGCAAAAUGGAUCUUGAGGCUAGGAGUUUACAACCAAAUGUAAAGGGCCAACUCCUUCUGAAGUUGAGAGAAUAUAAAAAUGAUCUGAACAAUUUGAAAAAUGGAGUUAAAAGAAUUACAUCAGCUAAUGCUAAUCAAGCAGCAAGGGAUGAUUUGUUGGAAUCUGGAAUGGCAGAUGCUAAGGUAUCAACUGAUCAAAGGCAAAGACUGAUGAUGUCAACUGAGAGAUUAAAUCAGUCUAGCGACAGGAUUAGAGAAGGCCGAAAAAUGAUGUUUGAAACUGAAGAGCUCGGUGUUUCAAUUCUUCAAGAUUUGCACCAGCAGCGCCAGUCCCUUCUGCAUGCUCAUAACACACUCCACGGAGUGGACGACAACAUUAGCAGGAGCAAGAAGAUACUGACUAACAUGUCAAGAAGGAUGAGCAGGAAUAAAUGGAUCAUCGGAUUAAUCGUCACAGUAUUAUUGAUUGCAAUCGCAUUGAUUCUUUACUUUAAAUUGGCUCAUUAGGUGCAACGCCCCGGUUUUCGCAUCUACAUCCAGUGUGAGUUUUUAUGAACUGGAAAGCGCGUGUCUUUUGGAACGUCGAACCAUUUUCAUCCAAUUUGACUUCUGCUAGCUGUUUUAGUUUUGAGGUUUUUGUGUUCUUGUCAUUGUAUGCUGCUGUGAUUAAAGUCUCUAAGUGCAGUUUUAUAGCCUGUUUGCAUUUUUCAAUUGAUGAUGACAAAUAUUUCCUUCACUUAGAUUCCUUGACUUGAACUGUGUUACUAUAUGAUUCAUAAUUACCUUGGGG